Molecule: messenger RNA, 615 nt
Organism: Mycena citricolor
Lineage: Eukaryota; Fungi; Basidiomycota; Agaricomycetes; Agaricales; Mycenaceae
Source: the annotation of a GenBank genome assembly
GUCCUUGAGCUCACGGAUUCGUUGCACGAUUUCGCUCCGCGAGACCGUUUCUCGGCUGUCCUCCUCCUCUUCAUCCAGAGUCAUAGCUACAUCGCUGUCCGGAACUGCGUUUUGGAGAUACGCAAGGUCGGCAUCAUCACCAAAAAUCAAGUCGUUCUUGUAGACUUGUGCGAAAGCAUUCGUCUGCGGAUUGUUGGCUGGAACAACUGGUCAGAAAUUGUCAGAGGAAGCACAGCAGCACGAAUUACCCAAUUCAGUUACGUCACCCCGGACGAUGACUGGCUCAUUACCCAACCCUCUUCUCAUCUUGCGAGCUCUCAGAUCGUCAUCCUCGUCUUCACUGUCGCUGUCAUCGACACCCAGACGGUUCCUCCGUUUCUUCUUCCUCAACUCUCCUUGUACAGCAGCUUGAUGGAGCUUCUCAAUCUCCAGAUCGUCUUCGUGGAUCUGCUCCUGGUACUUUUCCAUCACCAGAUUUUCGGACACCUUCACCUCUCCGUCAUCCACGAGCGUCUCAAGAGUCUGGUCCAAAUCCUCGUUGUUCUCAUCUUCCUCCGGAUCAUCGGAUUUACGGCCGAACCCAAAUGCAGCAGCCAUCUCAUCCUCAUCGGACUC